AUGAGUGAGCACAACUCAAUGCCACCGCCUGAGGGCCCUGACCGCAGGCGGGGGUCUGUUUUUCGUCGGACAGGGAGCAAUGUCCAGACUGUGCAGGAGACAAUGAAGGAGAAACAGGCAAGGUACAAGGAGGCAAGAGAAGUGCGCAAAACCAAACUUACUCCAGCUCACAAGUACAUGUUUGAGAUCCUGGCAGACAGGCUUUCCCUUGAAGUAUCAGUGGUUGAAGAUUUUAUUCUGGACAGUUCAUCUUUGGAGCCAUUUGAUAAUUUUUUGGCCAAAGGAGGAAGCAAAACCAUUUCAUUUGUGUACCAGGAAGCAGAAAUUCCUGGAAUAGAAUGUGGACGUUCAUUCCCUGGAACAGCAAAGGGAUCCAAAAUAAUGCGGUUGAUGUUAGCCAACUUGUCAGAUACUUGCCUUACAGGACUUUGCCUGUUUUUUGUCCGUACUAAAGUUGAUGCUGUCAUUAAUCCAAAAAACAUACAUGAGGAGAUAUACUUUUCCAUGCUUGAUGCUCGAGAGGGUCUACUGAAGGGAACUAGAAACCUGCUGUCCAAAGUCCUGAUGCCUGCUGUGAGUGCCACAGACAACUGGGGAGUUCUUAACGCAUCAAAACAUGGAGAGAAGGAUAAACAGAACUUCAAAGAUACCAUAUCACGUUAUGUUAGCUUUUUGGAUGGGAUCCAGGUGAGCAUUGAGGGGGCUGUUCACUUGAAGGAAGCAACACACAUCGAUUUUUCCAAACUCAUCGCCUUUGAGGGCAUUAAAGCAGCUGCUGCAGAUGUGGAUAUGGUGCACCAACUAGAGGAAGUUUUGAUGAUGUGGUAUAAGGAGAUUGAACAGGUCCUCACUGAGAGUGAUCAGAUGAGGAAAGAGGCUGACGCCUCUGGACCCCUCACUGAACUGGAGCACUGGAAGAGGAUGUCUGCAAAGUUCAACUCCAUUAUUGAGCACAUCAAGAGCCCUGAGUGCAAAGCAGUCAUCAAUGUGCUCAACAUCAGCCGUUCUAAAACACUGAAGUUGUGGAAAGAGUUAGAUGCCAGAAUAACAGACUGCGCUAAUGAAGCCAAAGACAAUGUUAAAUUCCUAUAUACACUGGAGAAGGUCUGCCAACCUCUCUACAACAGUGAUCCUGUUACUAUGGCGAAAAGCAUUCAGAACCUUAUCAAUGCCAUCAGGAUGAUCCACAGCGUGUCACGUUAUUAUAAUACUUCUAAGAGAAUGACCUCUCUCUUCAUCAAAGUUACGAAUCAAAUGGUAACAGCCUGUAGAGCCUACAUCACAGAUAACGGCUCUAGUCGGAUUUGGGACCAGGACACUCAAGACAUCAUAAAAAAGAUUGAGGAUUGUAUUUACUUGUUCAAGGAGUAUCAGUCCUGCUUCCAUAAGACAAAGAAACAAACACUUGAAAGGCCUGGUGAAAAACCUUUUGAUGUUUCAGAGAUGUACAUUUUUGGAAAGUUUGAAGGAUUUUGCAAACGGCUUGAGAAGAUAAAACAGAUGAUAACUGCUAUCAGAACAUUUUCUGUCCUCAGUAGAUCCACCAUCGAAGGAAUUGACGCAAUAUCGGCAAAGUUUCAAAAUAUAUAUUUUACCAUGAAGAAGAAGCAAUAUGAUUUCCUGGCACCUCGGAAAGCUGAAUUUGAAGUCGACUUUGCAGAAUUCAUAACACAGAUCAGCAACCUUGAGAACCAGCUACAAGUUUUCAUGAACUCCUGCUUCUCAAAGAUCCUGUCAUCUCAACAGGCUUUACGUCUUUUACAAAGGUUUCAGAAAUUAAAUAUGCCCUGUUUGCAAGCUGAAAUCUCCAACACAGUGGCACUUAUUCUUCAGCACUAUGUCUCAGAACUGGAGUCUGUCAGAAAGCUGUAUCAAGCCCAUAGGGAGGACCCUCCAGUGGCCAGGAACAUGCCUCCUAUUGCUGGGAAAAUCCUCUGGGUUAAGCAGUUGUUCAGGAGGAUACAAGAACCCAUUCAGUACAUAGAGCAAAAUUCUGAUAUUUUGUCCACUCCAGAGGGUAAGGAUGUGAUUAAGAUGUACAACAGAACAGCUGCAGUACUCGUGGAGUUUGAGAUUUUGUACCACAGGGCCUGGAUGAGGGACAUUUCCCAGCUACAGUAUGCUCUGCAAGCUACAUUACUAGUAAUGCAUCCUGAUACCGGAAAGCUGUUGGUGAACUUUGACCCAAAGAUUUCUGAGAUUAUUCGUGAAACAAAGUGCAUGUUGAAGAUGGGCAUGGAAGUUCCUGAGCAGGCGCUAAACCUGGUGAAGAAUGAGACGUCCAUGACAGCCAGCCGUCUUCGCCUGGAGACUUUCCUGAGCAACUACGAGGAACUCCUGAAGAAGAUUCCUCCUGUUUUCUACAAUCUGAUGUCUUCAAAGAUAAAAAAUGUGGAUUCUGUGCUCCGUCAUGGCUUGGUGCUGCUAAACUGGUCUUCUCUGAUCUUGGAUAAAUUCUUCACCAAUAUUGACAAAGCAAUGUCAGAGCUGAGUCAUCUUCUGAAGAAGGUGAGGGACAUUUGUGAGAUGCAGAUUGAUGCUGUGCUCCAGGACCUCUCAGAGACCACACUCAUCAAACUUCACGAUGACAGACCGUCUUCCCUGCAAGAUCUCGUUUCAGUCAAUGAGAGUCAGUGCAAACAGUGGGCGGACAUUUUGGACCAUAAGAGCAGGCAUGUAGAAGAGGCUGUGAGGGAACUCAUUGACAUUUUUAGCACCAUCUAUGUGUCUAAAGACACCAAGGAAUGCCAGGAGAUGUUCACCUUCUUCAGUGCCAAGCUGCUGGAUGCUUUAGUCAAAGCCACACAAUUAUCCUUGGACACCCUCAAGAGGAGAAUCUUUGUCUCCAACACACCCGCUGAAUCACGGUCAGAGGAGCUGGUCACUUUCAUCAAGUCAGAGGUCCAUCUCACGAUUCCUAAUGUCGUAAUGGUCCCCAGUCUGGACGACAUCCAGCAGGCCAUUAACCGCCUCGUGCACCUCGUCCUGGAGGUGAGCCGCGGCGUGUCACGCUGGCGACAGUUACGGCCCACUGACAGCACCCCCACAUCUGGUUCAGUUGUUACUGUGCCAGACAAGGCCACCCAGUGUGCAACACUGACCCUAACUGACCCUAUUGCUCACGUUGGCUCUCUUGCAGACCUGAGAGUGAUGAAUUAUUACCAGAGUGUGGCCGAGCACAAGGACAUCUGCAAGCUCGUGGUGCUGCUCACCUCGGCAGUGAACUCACUGAGGAAGCAGACUAGCGAUGUGCUCAAACAGUUCCAGCCUUUCAAAGUGGUGUGGGCUCAGGACAGGGAUGUCAAGGUUAAGGAGUUCAUGGACAGUAACCCAUAUCUAACUCAAAUCAGGUCUGAAAUCUUGCACUAUGUGUCAUUUGAGCAAGAGAUAGAGGACAUCAAGCCUAUUAUCAUCUUAGGAUCAAUUGAGCUGUCCACUGCACCUCUCAAAAUGUCCCUGAUGGUUGAGGCCAAGGCCUGGAAGAAACUGCUGUGCAAGUACUUGAAUGAGAAGUACAAGAAGCAGAUGAUGGACAUCAUGAGCUUCACCAGUGAGCACCUGAAGAAGCUCUCCCGGCCCAUUGCUGACCUAGAGGAUGUACGCUUUGCCAUGGAGGCUCUAGCCAACAUCCGUGACUCUGAGAUCCAGAUUGACAUGGCUCUGGGACCCAUAGAGGAGGCGUAUAGCAUUCUGUCCCGCUUUGAGGUGGAGGUCACCAAGGAAGAGGCGGAGGGUGUGGACACACUCAGAUACUCCUUCAUCAGACUGCAGUCCAAAGCGGUCAGUGUACAGGAUGAAUUGGUACAUGUGCAGCCCAAGUUCAAAGAGAACCUCCUAUCAUCUGUUACCAUAUUUAAACAUGAUGUUGGGAUGUUUGCUGAGCAAUAUGACACGGAAGGACCUAUGGUGUCAGGAAUCGCUCCACAGGAAGCCAGUACUAGGCUACAGAUCAGCCAGGCCUGGUUUGAUGAUCUCUGGAGGAAGUUCAUCACUUACUCCUCAGGAGAACAGCUGUUCGGUCUGGCGGUUACAGACUAUGAGGCUCUACAGAAAAUCCGCAAGGAGCUGGGUCUUCUCCAGAAGCUGUAUGGUCUGUAUGAUGCCGUCAUGAGCAAGAUUAGUGGCUAUUACGACAUUCUUUGGACCGAAGUGGACAUUGAGAAGAUCAAUAAUGAACUUUUGGAGUUCCAGAACAGAUGUCGUAAGCUGCCCAAAGGCCUGAAGGACUGGCAGGCUUUCUUGGACCUGAAGAAACGCAUUGAUGACUUCAGUGAGUCCUGUCCCCUUCUGGAGAUGAUGGCGAACAAGGCAAUGAAGCUGAGGCACUGGGACCGCAUCACCAACCUGACCGGACAUAAGUUCGAUAUAGAGGCGGAUACCUUCUCCCUGCAGAAUAUCAUGGAGGCACCAUUGCUUAAACACAAAGAGGACAUUGAGGACAUCUGCAUCUCAGCUGUGAAGGAGAAGGACAUUGAGGCCAAGCUGGCACAGGUGGUCGACAUCUGGUCCAGCCAAAUAUUUAGCUUCAUGACCUUCAAGGGCCGUGGAGAGCUCAUGCUUCGUGGGGUUGAGACUGCUGAGAUUGUCACCACCAUGGAGGACAGUCUCAUGUUGCUGGGGUCCCUCCUCAGCAACAGAUACAAUGCUCCUUUCAAGAAAGACAUCCAGAACUGGGUGUUUAAGUUGUCGACGUCGUCUGAUAUCAUUGAACAGUGGCUCGCCGUUCAGAACCUGUGGGUUUAUUUGGAAGCUGUGUUUGUGGGAGGAGAUAUUGCCAAACAGUUGCCACAGGAAGCUAAGCGUUUCCAGAACAUCGACAAGUCCUGGAUUAAGAUCAUGCAGCGCGCUCACGACAUCCCCAACGUGGUGCAGUGCUGCGUGGGGGACGAGACCAUGGGUCAGCUGCUACCCCACCUGCAGGAGCAGCUCGAGCUGUGCCAGAAGUCUCUGACCGGUUACCUUGAGAAAAAACGUCUCCAGUUUCCACGCUUCUUCUUUGUGUCUGAUCCUUCCCUUCUUGAGAUCUUGGGACAGGCCAGUGAUUCCCACACUAUCCAGUCUCAUCUCCUGGGAGUGUUCGACAAUGUCAACGAAGUCGAAUUCCAUGCCAAGGACUAUGACAAGAUUAUGGCCGUCAUCUCACAGGAAGGAGAAAAAGUGCCUCUGGACAACCCAGUGAUGGCCCGUGGGCCUGUGGAGCUGUGGCUAGGUGAACUACUGAUGCAACAGCAGUCCUCCCUGCACUCGGUCAUAAAAGCAGCAGACCUUCAGAUCAAUGACCCCAGCUUCCAGCUGCUCAAUUUCCUCAAUCAGUUCCAAGCUCAGGUGGGCCUUCUGGGCAUCCAGAUGCUCUGGACCCGAGACUCCGAGGAGGCGCUGCGCAACGCCAAAGACGACAAGAAGAUCAUGCCGCUGACCAACCAGAAGUUCCUGGACCUGCUCAACACACUCAUCUCACAGACCACUCAUGACCUGACCAAGUUUGACCGCGUGAAGUUUGAGACCUUGGUGACAAUCCAUGUCCACCAAAGAGACAUCUUUGACGAUCUGGUGAAAAUGCACAUCAAGUCAGUGAGCGAUUUUGAGUGGCUGAAACAGAGCAGGUUUUACUUCAAAGAGGACGUGGACCAUGUCUUGGUGUCCAUCACAGACGUGGACUUCAUCUAUCAGAAUGAGUUCUUGGGCUGCACAGACCGUCUGGUCAUCACCCCUCUGACUGACAGGUGUUACAUCACGCUGUCCCAGGCCCUGGGCAUGAGUAUGGGCGGAGCACCGGCGGGACCCGCUGGGACGGGGAAGACGGAGACCACCAAAGACAUGGGCCGCUGCCUGGGGAAGUACGUGGUGGUCUUCAACUGCUCAGACCAAAUGGACUUCAGAGGCCUGGGCAGAAUCUAUAAAGGGCUGGCGCAGUCUGGGUCCUGGGGAUGCUUUGACGAGUUCAACAGAAUUGACCUGCCUGUGCUGUCGGUAGCAGCCCAGCAGAUCUACAUUGUCCUGACUUCUCGCAAAGAGCGUAAAACUCAGUUCAUUUUCACUGAUGGAGACAGUGUGGAUCUUAAUCCAGAAUUUGGUCUCUUCAUUACUAUGAAUCCUGGCUAUGCAGGUCGUCAAGAACUUCCAGAGAAUUUGAAGGUGCAGUUCAGGACUGUGUCCAUGAUGGUCCCAGACAGACAGAUUAUUAUGAGGGUGAAGUUGGCCAGUUGUGGGUUUAUAGAGAAUGUCAUCUUGGCCCAGAAAUUCUUCGUGCUCUAUAAGCUUUGUGAGGAGCAGCUCACAAAACAGGUCCACUAUGACUUUGGUCUGAGGAACAUCCUGUCGGUGCUGAGGACUCUGGGAGCUCAGAAGAGAGCCCGGCCCCAGGAGACCGAGUCCAGCAUCGUCAUGAGAGUGCUCCGAGACAUGAACCUUUCAAAACUGGUGGAUGAGGACGAGCCGCUCUUCCUCAGCUUGAUCAGCGACCUGUUCCCAGGCAUCCAGCUGGACAGCAGCACCUAUGUUGAGCUGCAGGCCGCCGUGGAGACCCAGGUGCACCAGGCAGGCAUCGUCAACCACCCGCCCUGGAACCUCAAACUGGUGCAGCUGUACGAAGCUUCGCGUGUCCGUCACGGUCUGAUGACCCUGGGCCCCAGUGGGGCAGGCAAGACCAUGGUCAUUAACAUCUUGAUGCGAGCCUUGUCGGACUGUGGCACCCCUCACAGAGAGAUGAGGAUGAACCCCAAAGCCAUCACUGCCCCUCAGAUGUUUGGACGUCUGGACGCCGCCACCAAUGACUGGACAGAUGGCAUCUUCUCCACACUGUGGAGGAAGACUCUGAAAGCUAAGAAGGGUGAGAACAUUUGGAUAGUUCUGGAUGGCCCUGUGGACGCCAUUUGGAUUGAGAACUUGAACUCUGUGCUGGACGACAACAAGACUCUCACGCUGGCCAACGGCGACCGCAUCACCAUGUCCCCCUGCUGCAAGCUGGUGUUCGAGGUGCACAACAUGGACAACGCCUCCCCAGCCACCGUCUCCAGAGUGGGCAUGGUGUUCAUGAGCUCCUCGGCCCUCAGCUGGAGGCCCAUCCUACAGGGGUGGGCUUUUAAGCGCAGUGCCCAAGAAGCUGACACCCUGAUCGGUUUGUAUGACCAAGUGUUUGAGGAUGCGCAUGUCUUUAUAAAGCAAAACCUCAAACCCAAAAUGGACCUGUUGGAGUGCAACUACAUCAUGCAGUCACUGAAUCUGCUGGAGGGCCUGAUCCCCACCAAGGAGUCGGGCGGUGUAUUGAGCGCGAAGCACCUGGGCCGGCUCUUUGUGUUCUGCCUGAUGUGGAGCCUGGGUGCCCUGCUGGAGCUGGACGGCCGUAACCGCCUGGAGACCUUCCUGCGCGAGCACGACAGCAAGAUCGACAUGCCGCCCACCAAGCCCGGAGAGACCAUCUUUGAGUACAUGGUCAACCAGAGCGGUGAGUGGGAUCACUGGAUGUCAUAUGUGGUGGAGUUCGUUUACCCAACGGACUGCGUCCCUGACUACUCCUCUAUCCUCGUGCCCAACGUGGACAACACACGCACCAACUUCCUCAUCGAAACCAUCGCAAAGCAGCACAAGGCUGUUCUGCUCAUUGGUGAACAAGGAACUGCCAAGACAGUCAUGAUUAAAGGCUACACAAAGAGAUACGACCCAGAGACUGACCUGUUCAAGUCCAUGAACUUCUCCUCUGCCACUGAGCCUGUGAUGUUCCAGCGCACAGUGGAGAGCUACAUUGAGAAGCGCAUGGGCAGCACGUAUGGCCCUCCCGGUGGACGAAGGAUGACCAUCUUUGUGGAUGACAUCAACAUGCCUGUUGUCAACGAGUGGGGAGAUCAGAUUACCAAUGAGAUUGUGCGUCAGAUGAUGGAGAUGACGGGCAUGUACAGCCUGGACAAACCUGGAGACUUCACCACCAUUGUGGACGUGCAGAUUAUGGCUGCCAUGAUCCACCCCGGAGGUGGCCGCAACGACAUCCCCCAGCGACUCAAGAGACAGUUCAGCGUCUUCAACUGCACACUCCCUGCCAACAACUCUAUUGACAAGAUCUUUGGAAUUAUUGGUUCUGGAUACUUCCAUGAAUGCAGAAAUUUCAAGCCAGAUGUCACAAAUAUUAUCCCCUCUCUAGUGUCUGCCGCUAGGAUUGUGUGGCAGAUGACUAAGGUGAAAAUGUUGCCCACCCCAUCAAAGUUUCACUACUUCUUCAACCUGCGAGACCUGUCUCGAAUCUGGCAAGGCAUGCUCAACAUCCACGCUGAGGAGUGUGAAGACGUCACUACUCUGCUGGCUCUCUUUAAGUGUGAAUGCACACGGGUGAUUGCAGACAGGUUUGUGUGCCAUGAAGACAAGGUGUGGUAUGAUAAGGCCAUAACGCAAGUGAUCCAGGAAAACGUGGAUGCCAACCUGGUGGCACAGAUCCACCCUGACCCAUACUUUGUGGACUUCCUGCGAGACGCACCUGAGCCCACAGGUGACGAGGGAGAUGACGUCAGUCUAGACGCACCCAAGAUUUAUGAGCUGGUUCCAACUUUUGAGUUCCUGUCUGAAAAGCUCCAGUUCUACCAGACCCAGUAUAACGAGGCAGUCCGAGGCACCAGCCUUGACCUGGUGUUCUUCACCGAUGCAAUGACUCACCUCAUCAAGAUCUCGCGCAUCAUAAGGACCGAUUGUGGAAGUGCUCUGCUGGUUGGAGUUGGAGGCUCUGGGAAGCAGAGUCUCACUCGCCUGGCCUCCUUCGUCGCUGGCUACAAAAUCUUCCAGAUCACUCUAACCAGAUCCUACAAUGCCACCAAUCUGAUGGAUGACCUGAAGGUGCUGUACAGAACAGCAGGUGCUGAGGGGAAAGGCAUCACCUUCAUCUUCACAGAUAACGAGAUCAAGGACGAGGCUUUCCUGGAGUACCUCAACAACGUCCUCUCGUCUGGAGAGGUGUCCAAUCUCUUUGCCCGUGAUGAGUUGGACGAGAUCACGCAGAACCUCAUCGCUGUGAUGAAGAAGGAGCUGCCCAAGCAGCCGCCAACCUUUGACAACCUCUACGACUACUUCAUCUCCAGAGUCAGGAAGAACCUCCACGUGGUCCUGUGCUUCUCCCCGGUGGGUGAGAAGUUCCGCGGGCGCUCGCUCAAGUUCCCCGGGCUCAUCUCUGGCUGCACCAUGGACUGGUUCACGCCGUGGCCCAGCGAGGCCCUGGUGGCCGUCUCCCACUACUUCAUGGCCGAGUUCCCCAUGGUCUGCUCCCCUGAGGUCAAGGCCGCCGUGGUCAAGACAAUGGGCAUCUACCACGACAAGGUGUCUGAGACCUGCGACAGCUACUUUGAGAGAUUCCGACGAAGGACUCAUGUUACACCCAAAUCCUACCUGUCCUUCGUUAAUGGGUAUAAGACUCUCUAUGCAGAGAAGCACUCGUACAUCAACACUCUGGCUGAACGCAUGAAUGUCGGUCUGUCUAAACUUAUGGAGGCCAGCGAGUCAGUGGCACAGCUAUCUAAAGACCUGGUGGUGAAGGAGAAAGAGUUAGCAAUUGCCUCGGUCAAGGCAGACAAGGUGUUGGCAGAGGUGACUGUGAGUGCCGAGGCGGCCUCUGUGGUGAAGAACGCGGUGCAGCUGGUGAAGGACAAGGCCCUGAAGAUCGUGGAGGGGAUUGAGAAGGAGAAAGCGUUUGCAGAGGUCAAACUGGCAGCUGCCAAGCCUGCCUUGGAGGAGGCCGAAAAUGCCCUGAAUACCAUCAAACCUGCAGAUAUCGCCACGGUGAGGAAGCUGGCCAAGCCUCCCCACCUCAUCAUGCGCAUCAUGGACUGCUGCCUGCUGCUCUUCCGGAAGAGGGUGGACACCAUCACCAUGGACCCCGACAGACCCUGCCAUAAGCCCUCGUGGGGGGAGGCUCUGAAGCUCAUGAGUGCCAGUGGUUUCAUGGCAUCGCUCCAGCAGUUCCCCAAAGACACCAUUAACGAAGAGAUGGUGGAGCUGCUGACUCCCUACUUUGACAUGGAAGACUACACCUUGGAGAACGCCAAGAAGGUCUGCGGUAACGUGGCCGGUCUACUGGCCUGGACCAAGGCCAUGGCCACCUUCUUUGGCAUUAACAAGGAGGUGCUGCCCUUAAAGGCUAACCUGGUGAUCCAGGAGGGCAGGCUGACUGUGGCCAAUGCGGAGUUGGCCUCAGCCCAGGCCCAGCUGGAUGAGAAGCAGGCUGAGCUGGACAAAGUGCAGGCCAAAUUUGAUGCUGCUAUGAAGGAGAAGCAGGAUCUGGUGGAAGGUGCGGCCAUGUGCAGGAAUAAGAUGCAGGCGGCCUCCGCCCUGAUCGACGGGCUGAGUGGAGAGAGGAUCCGCUGGACAGAGCAGAGCAAAGAGUUUAAGUCACAGAUCAACAGGCUGGUGGGAGAUGUUCUGCAGCUCACAGGCUUCCUGUCUUACUGCGGCCCCUUCAACCAGAGCUUCCGUGACAUGCUGCUGAAGGACAUCUGGAAGGGCCAGCUCGUCAAGAGGAAGAUUCCCUACACUGAGAACCUCAACCUGAUCUCCAUGCUGGUGGACCAGCCCACAAUCAGUGAGUGGAAUCUGCAGGGGUUGCCAGGAGAUGACCUGUCUGUCCAGAACGGCAUCAUUGUCACCAAGGCUGCCAGAUUCCCCUUGCUCGUGGACCCCCAGACUCAGGGCAAGGCUUGGAUCAAACAGAAGGAGAAAGCCAACGACUUGCAGGUGACGUCUCUGAACCACAAGUUCUUCCGCACCCACCUGGAGGACAGCUUGUCCCUUGGCAAGCCUCUGCUCAUAGAGGAUGUGCGUGAGGAGCUGGACCCUGCUCUGGACAAUGUGCUGGAGAAGAACUUCAUCAAAUCUGGCUCCACUUUGAAGGUUAAAGUAGGAGACAAGGAGACAGACGUCAUGGAUGGCUUCAGGCUGUACAUCACCACCAAGUUGCCCAACCCAGCCUACACCCCAGAGAUCAGUGCCAAGACGUCCAUCAUCGACUUCACCGUCACCAUGAAGGGCUUGGAGAACCAGUUGCUGGGUCGCGUCAUCCUCACCGAGAAAUAUGAACUAGAGGCAGAGAGGUUGAAGCUCAUGGAGGAUGUGACAGCCAACAAGAGGAAGAUGAAGGAGCUUGAGGAUAACCUGCUGUACAAACUAAGUAGCACGAAAGGUUCUCUGGUGGAUGACGAGUCCAUGAUUGGCAUCUUGAGCGUCACCAAGCAGACGGCCGCAGAAGUGAGUGAGAAACUGCACGUCGCCGCGGAGACGGAGGUGAAGAUCAACACGGCGCAGGAGGAGUACCGGCCGGCCGCGUCCCGUGGCAGCAUCCUCUACUUCCUCAUCACAGAGAUGAGCAUGGUCAACGUCAUGUACCAGACCUCCCUGGCUCAGUUCCUCAAGAUCUUCGAUCUCUCCAUGGCCAGGUCAGAGAAGUCUCUUCUGACUCAGAAGCGAAUCUCCAACAUCAUUGAGUACCUGACCUUUGAGGUGUUCCGCUACACAGUGCGCGGGCUCUACGAGAACCACAAGUUCAUCUUCACGCUGCUGCUAGCGCUCAAGAUAGACCUGCAGAAAGGCUGCCUCUAUCAUAAUGAGUUCCAGACACUCAUCAAAGGUGGAGCUGCCUUGGAUCUGAAGGCCUGUCCAGCCAAGCCAUUCCGUUGGAUCCUGGACAUGACUUGGCUCAAUCUGGUCGAGCUCAGCAAGUUGCCUCAGUUCACCGAGAUCAUGAACCAGGUGUCGCGGAAUGAGAAGGGCUGGAAGUUGUGGUUUGAUCUAGACUCGCCAGAGGAAGGGACGAUUCCUGAUGGCUACAACGACUCUCUGGAUGUCUUCCACAGGCUGUUGCUGAUCAGGUCCUGGUGCCCAGAUCGCACCAUCUCCCAAGCCAGGAAGUAUGUGGGUGACUCCAUGGGCAUGCGCUUCGCUGAGCCCGUCAUCCUCAACCUGGAGGCCACCUGGGAGGAGAGUGACACGCGCACGCCUCUCAUCUGCUUCCUGUCCAUGGGCUCAGACCCCACCAAUCAGAUCGAGGCACUGGCCAAGAAGCUGCGUCUGGAAUGCAGGGCCAUAUCCAUGGGACAGGGACAGGAGGUGCAUGCUAGAAGGCUUAUACAGACAUCCAUGGCACAGGGAGGUUGGGUGUUGUUGCAGAAUUGCCAUCUAGGGCUUGAGUUCAUGGAGGAGCUGCUGGAGACGGUGACCACUGUGGAGAGCAUGCACGACUCGUUCCGUGUGUGGAUCACCACGGAGCCACAUGGCCGCUUCUCCAUCACCCUGCUGCAGUCCUCCAUCAAGUUCACCAACGACCCGCCCCAGGGUGUGCGUGCCGGCCUGAAGCGCACGUUUGCCAGCAUCUCUCAGGACCAGCUGGACGUCAGCAACCUGCCCAUGUGGAAGCCCCUGCUGUAUGGCGUGGCCUUCCUGCACACCGUCGUCCAGGAGCGGCGUAAGUUUGGACCUCUGGGUUGGAACAUUCCCUACGAGUUCAACUCUGCUGACUUCACAGCCAGCGUCCAGUUUGUGCAGAACCACCUGGACGAGUGCAGCCCCAAGAAGGGCGUGUCAUGGGUAACCAUCCGCUACAUGCUGGGAGAGGUGCAGUAUGGAGGAAGAGUCACUGACGACUACGACAAGAGGCUCCUCAACUGCUUUGCAAGGGUGUGGUUCACGGAUAAGAUCUUUGACCCGGUGUUCGCCUACUACACGGGCUACAAGAUCCCGGUGUGCAAGGCCCUGGAGCAGUACAUGGAGUACAUCCAGACCCUGCCCGCGGUGGACUCUCCGCAGGUGUUUGGGCUGCACCCCAAUGCUGACAUCACCUACCAGACCAACACUUCCGCAGAGGUGCUGGACACCAUCACCAACAUCCAGCCCAAGGAGAGUGGUGGAGGGUCCGGGGAGACCAGGGAGUCCAUCGUCUACCGGCUGGCAUCCGACAUGCUGGAGAAGCUGCCACCCAACUACGUGCCCCACGAGGUGAGAGCGCGGCUGGUGAAGAUGGGCGCUCUGAACUCCAUGAACAUCUUCCUGCGUCAGGAGGUGGACCGAAUGAACAGGAUCAUCGUUGUGGUGCGCACCAGUCUAAACGACCUCAAGCUGGCCAUCGAAGGGACCAUCAUCAUGAGCGAGAACCUGAGAGAUGCUCUGGACAACAUGUAUGACGCGCGCGUGCCCAACCUGUGGAAGAAGCUGUCCUGGGACUCGUCCACUCUGGGCUUCUGGUUCACAGAGCUGCUCGAGAGGAACAUCCAGUUCCACAGCUGGGUGUUUGAGGGGCGACCCAAAACCUUUUGGAUGACCGGCUUCUUCAACCCCCAGGGUUUCCUGACUGCCAUGAGGCAGGAAGUGACCCGUGCUCACAAAGGCUGGGCGUUGGACACGGUCACUCUGCACAACGAGGUGUUGAAGCAGACCAGGGAGGAGAUCACCUCUGCACCUGCCGAGGGUGUCUACGUGUACGGCCUGUUCCUCGAUGGCGCCGGGUGGGACCGCAGAAACUGCCGUCUGAUCGAGGCCACGCCCAAAGUGCUCUUCACUCCGCUGCCCGUGGUGCACAUGUUUGCCAUCAACUCCACUGCCCCCAAAGACCCCAAGCUCUACAUCUGCCCCGUCUACAAGAAGCCCCGCCGCACUGACCAAACCUACAUCACCGGCGUCGUGCUGCGCACCACACAGCCCCCAGAGCACUGGAUACUGCGCGGAGUGGCCCUGCUCUGCGACAUCAAAUAAACAUGCACACUCAGCAGGGCACCCGGCUAGCGCUCUUCUGAUCUAUAUAAUAUGUUCUCCUAUUAACGUCCUUUGGAAUAAAAGAUGAAUAAAUCAA
Sardina pilchardus (European sardine) is the source of this 13807-nucleotide messenger RNA. Its product is annotated as dynein axonemal heavy chain 8-like. Gene Ontology annotation, cellular component: axonemal dynein complex. The record is from RefSeq and is a predicted model, not a curated record. The transcript has 91 exons. Gene Ontology annotation, molecular function: minus-end-directed microtubule motor activity; ATP binding; dynein intermediate chain binding. The coding region runs from base 1 to 13710 and encodes 4569 amino acids. NCBI's taxonomy places the organism in Eukaryota, Metazoa, Chordata, Actinopteri, Clupeiformes, Clupeidae. Gene Ontology annotation, biological process: microtubule-based movement.